GGAAGUGUAGUCUAACAGCUGGGUUUAAAUGGGAAGCAUUUCAACCCCAGAAGGGUGAGACUUUGAACGGCGUUCCCCUCCGGCAUACUGGGAAGUGUAGUCCAGCAAUUCUGUGGAGUCUGGGACUUCCAACUGGUGGCGCAGCGGUUAAGUGCUCGGUUACAGACUGUUAAUCAAGGUUGGCGGUUUGAACCCGUCAGCUGGUCCGCGGGAGAAAGAUGUGGCAGUCAACUGCCGAAAAUACCAGAGCAUUGGAAAUCCUAUGGUGCAGUUCUAUUCUAUCCUAUAGGGUAGCUUUGAAUCAGAUUCAACUUGACCGCAAUGGGUUUGGUUUGGGUUUUGAGAACCAGUUCUGUGGAAUUCUGGGAAGUGUAGUCCAGCUGCGCUGUGCAGUCUCGGGCACUUCCGCUCAGGCAGGUAGUUCUGGGGGAUUCUGGGAAGCGUGGUCCAGGAGCUCUGGAGUCGUAGGCACUUCCGCUUCAAGAGUGUGAUGUUCCUUUCGUCUUUAUCCCGUUACGGUGAUAAUUCAGUCUCGUGUUUCGCGACCUUCCAAACGUCGUGGGCCUUUGCUUGGGGUCAGCGAGGACUCAGAUAUCAAUUUAGGGGAAAAAGAAUCGCAGCGCAAGCGGAUGUUGGAAAGUUCUACUUUCCCAGGACUCUGUGUAUCUCAGGACUUUGUACACCACUAUAAGCAGGAAGAAAAAAAUGAGCAUGUUCAAGGAAGCAGUGGCUUUUAAGGACGUGGCUGUGGUCUUCACUGAGGAGGAGCUGGGGCUGCUGAACUCUGCCCAGAGGACACUGUACCAAGAUGUGAUGGUCGAGAACUUCUGGAACCUGGUCUCUGUGGGGUAUCAACUCUUCAAAUAGGAAAUAUUCUACUUAGACGGGGAAAAAACGUUAAGGUUGCUGAAGUCGGCAACCCAAAGAAGGGGGAAUUCAGGAUGCAAGAUCGCCCACAGUGAGAUGGAGACUUCUAUAGAACCACGACCACACGAGGAGUUUUCCUGCUGGCAGAUGUGGCAACAAAUUGCAGUUGACCUAACCAGACAUCAAGACUGCAUGAUAAAUAGUUCUCAGUUCCACAAACAAGGUGAUUCCCCUUGCCAGGUUGGGGCAGGACUAUCUAUUAUUCACACAGAAGUGAAACCUUAUCAGUGUGGUGAGUGUAAAAAAACCUUCAGUGAUGUCUCCAGCUUUGAUCUUCACCAACAGUCACACUCAGGAGAGAAGUCUCAUACCUGUAGCGAGUGUGGAAAAGACUUCCGUUAUAGCUCCGUUCUUCAUAUUCAUCAGAGAGUUCACAUGGGAGAGAACAGCUUUAAGUAUGAUGGCUGUGGUAAGACAUUCAGUCAGAGCUCACAUCUCCAAACUCAUCAGAAAGUCCAUGCUGUAGAGAAACCACACAAAUGUGAGACAUGUGGGAAAGGCUUCCGUUCUAGGUUUGCACUUAAUUUUCAUUGCAAAAUUCACACGGGAGAGAAACCUUAUAAUUGUGAAGAAUGUGGAAGAGCUUUCAUUCAUGCUUCAUAUCUUCGGGAACAUCAGAGAAUCCACAAUGAGGAGAAACCUUUCAAAUGUGAUGAAUGUGGCGAGAACUUUCGUCGUAGGUCAACACUUAAUAUCCAUUAUAUGCUCCAUACGGGAGAGAAACCAUACAAAUGUGCAGACUGUGGGAAAGACUUCCGUCAGUCUGCUGGUCUUCGGACCCAUCAGAGAAUCCAUAGUGGAGAAAAACCAUUCAAAUGUGAAGUGUGUGGGAAAAACUUCAGUAGGAGAUCACACCUUCGAUCCCAUCUGGGAGUCCACACAACAGAGAGACCAUACAGAUGUGUUCUGUGUGGGAAGAGCUUUAUGAUGAAAUACAAUUAUAAAUUUCAUCUGGUAGUCCACACCGGAGAUAAACCCUAUAAAUGUGAGAUGUGUGGGAAGUGCUUUAGUCGUAGAGGAGAUUAUAAUAUUCAUUGUAGAAUCCACACAGGAGAGAAACCCUAUACUUGUGACCAGUGUGGGAAGGACUUCAGCCGUAGAUCAGCACUUAAAGAUCACUGCAGAGUGCACACAGGAGAGAAGCCUUAUAAUUGUGAGGAGUGUGGAAAGUGCUUCAGUCGUCGAUCAGAGCUUAAUGUUCAUUGCAAAGUCCACAAGGGAGAGAAACCUUAUAACUGUGAGGAAUGUGGCAGGGCCUUCAUUCAGGCUUCACGUUUCCGGGAGCAUCAGAGAAUCCACACUGGGGAGAGACCAUUCAAAUGUGAUACAUGUGGUAAAAACUUCCAUUUAAAAUCAACACUUUAUAAUCAUUGCAAAAUCCACACAGGAGAACAGCCAUACAAAUGUGAGGAGUGUGGGAAGGGCUUCAACUUUCCCUCGAAACUUUAUGUCCAUAAGAGCAUCCAUACAGGAGAGAAACCAUAUAAUUGUGCACAGUGUGGGAAGCACUUUAGUCGGGGUUCCUAUCUUAGGAAACAUCAGAGAGUUCACAGUGGAGAAAAGCCACUCAAAUGGGAAGAGUGGAAAGAGAUGUGGUCAGAAUUUGCACCUUCAGUCCCAUCAGAGGGUUCACAGUGGAGAAAAGGUGUACAGAUGUGA
Molecule: messenger RNA, 2586 nt
Organism: Loxodonta africana (African savanna elephant)
Lineage: Eukaryota; Metazoa; Chordata; Mammalia; Proboscidea; Elephantidae
Product: zinc finger protein 234-like
Exons: 5
Biological process (GO): regulation of transcription by RNA polymerase II
Cellular component (GO): nucleoplasm
Molecular function (GO): DNA-binding transcription repressor activity, RNA polymerase II-specific; RNA polymerase II cis-regulatory region sequence-specific DNA binding
Source: RefSeq, a predicted model, not a curated record